This is a messenger RNA of Spodoptera frugiperda (fall armyworm), 2292 nucleotides long. RefSeq lists its product as uncharacterized. The transcript is spliced from 14 exons. The record is from RefSeq and is a predicted model, not a curated record. The coding region runs from base 122 to 1906 and encodes 594 amino acids. Gene Ontology annotation, molecular function: catalytic activity. Gene Ontology annotation, biological process: nucleoside metabolic process. Lineage: Eukaryota; Metazoa; Arthropoda; Insecta; Lepidoptera; Noctuidae.
CCAUGAUUACCUUGUGAAACUUCGAUCUAACAAAGCCACAGCGAAUUAGAAGUAUCCUGCCUUCAUCCGAGAUACACGGACGGUGUCAUUUCUUUGCAUUAGAUCACUAAUUUUGUUAAAAAUGAAACUAAUAAAGAGGGAGGAAAGAAUGAGUCAUACUAAGAAAAUGGCGGAAGUGGAGGAAAAAGUGGUGAUGACACCAAAAUGCAAGACUGCAAAUUCAACAACCCUGGUGAUUGAGAGGAAAGCUGUUGAACCUGAAGCCAGUGAUAAAAUCCAUGUGGCUGGAGGAGACCAUACAGGGAUCAUCAUCAAUAAAGAAAAAAAUUAUGAGAAUGGAGUGACGGAGCCUUGCCAUGCACAGUUAGAAUUCUACGUAUAUUUGGUGUCUGGCGCGACAGGAACACACACGAGAGAAGCGCGCGCGUUACGUUUCUGGUUCAAACCGAAUAUGACACCCAAUGAAAGGCCGUACGAAGCACAAGCUUUCUUCCGUGAACUUGUCAGCCCUCAAGAUUUUCCUAAAGAUUAUGUGGGUUACAUUAAAAAGAUAAUGAAAUUGAUGCAGCACAAAUAUAAUCAACUUAAAUUAUUAGAAGUAGAAUUAAGACAAGAGGCAGCCGGUCCGCCUUUGCCUGAAGCAAAUGGCGUUAUUACGAGUAAGAGCGUUAUAUACAACUAUUCUAAUGGCUCGUACAUUGAAGAUAGUGUGUUGAACCAAACGCAAGUGAUCUCAGAACAAAGAGUAUUGGACAUGAUAGAGAAUGCAUAUCCUAACCCGUUAACUGUUGACGAUUUUGUCACAGCGGGGAAAUGGUCAAAAGCAGACGUGAAAGAUGCGCUGGAAGCGUUAGAGGAGAAAGGCCUGACACGUGCCAUGUCAGAAGGCGUUUACGUCCGACAACAUAGUGUAGAUACACAGGUUGUGAAACAAAUGCCACAAUUGUGUUCAUCGCGCCAGCCGAGUAUAGCUGUGAUUACCGCGUUGUACUGCGAGAAACAAGCCGUUGAUGCCAUGAUGGACAACCAAGAGACGUAUGUGCGGUACACCACUGUUGGGGAAUCCAACGUGUAUACUUUGGGUACCAUCGGGAAUCAUCGGGUGGUGACGACAAAACUGCCAUCCGUGGGUCGAACUCGAGAAGCAAUGACAGCUGCUGGUAACACCACCACAAGACUGCUUGGUAUCUUCCAAAAGGUGGAAUAUGUGUUUCUCGUCGGCGUCGGAGGCGGGGUACCUCACUACACAGAUUAUGCCAGACACGUUCGUCUCGGCGAUGUCGUAGUUUCAUCACCUGCGCCCGAUUUACCCGAUAAAUACGUGUACAUAUUCUGCGAAAAAGCAGAGAAGAACGCGAAAGGUGGAUGGGACUACGAAGUGAAGCCCUACAAACCAGCUGAUUUUCUUCUGCAAGAUAUUGCCCAGCGUCUGAGCAACGCAAAACCUCUUUGGGACGCGUUUGUUAGCGAAGGCUUGGAACGUCUUCGAGGCGUGCCUGGAAGAUGGGAAGCUCCGGAAGGUGCUACAGACCGUCUCUGCGUGGACAUAGGCGAAGGUGCCUUCAUCGAAGUUUCACAUCCAGCACCACAAGGGGAUCAAGUUGACCGAGUCGGCAGAGGCCUUCGAGUUCAUCUGUCGCCUGUAGCGGGCGGUCGUGCUGUGAGCGGUACUGGUGAAGCACGAGCGGCCUUCGCUGCGCAUGCGCGAGCCCUCGCCUACGACUGCGAGCUAGACGCCGUACUCGACAGCGUCGUUGGAAACAGGAAGGAUUGCUUCGUUUCCAUUCGAGGCAUAUCAGACUACCGCGACGGUACUCGUGGCAAGGACUGGCAGCCGCACGCGGCGCUUGCAGCCGCGGCCGUGAUGAAAGCGAUCGUCGCCGCAAUGCCGCCCCCUACCGACUAAACGAAACGACAGCACUGCGCAAGUAUUUGUUUGGCAUUUACUUAGGAAAAUCUAUAUUAUGUAUCACUUUAUUAGCUGCUCGCACAGAAUAAUCGAAUGGAGUUAAAUUAAACUGUAGGUUCUUUACAACCGUUUAAGAAAUUGAAUAUAAUAUUUCACAAACAUUACAGUAUGCUAUACCAUAUGGUAUUAAUAUAAUAUAGUAUUGAUCACAAUAUUGUUAAUUUUACCUACAAAUAGUAUGUUUUACAAAUUUUAUAACUUGUUAGCCUUUUUGGUGUGAACACUCCAUUCGUUCAUUACUCUGUGUCACUUUAUUUUUAACUUUUGACAAAAUGUAUUCACGGCAAUAAUAAUUUACGGUUUUUAUAUCGUAUCGUACCGAG